AUGCGUUGUUCCCUGUUUCCCCAGGCAGGGAAGCCCCCCAUCCAGGACCUCUUCACAGACCUGUGUGAUGGCCGUCGCCUGCUGGAGCUGCUGGAGGGACUGGCAGGGCACGAGCUGGUGAAAGAGAGAGGAGUCACGCGCCUCCACUCACUAAACAAUGUUAAUAGAGCUCUGCAGAUCCUACAGAAGAACAAUGUUGAACUGGUGAAUAUAGGAGGAGCCGACAUUGUUGAUGGGAAUCAUAAACUGAUUCUUGGACUCAUUUGGAGCAUAAUUCUCCACUGGCAGGUAAAGGAUGUGAUGAAGGAUGUGAUGGCAGGCCUACAGCAGACCAACAGUGAGAAGAUUCUGCUUAGCUGGGUGCGCCAGUCCACCAAGGACUAUCCCCACGUCAAUGUGGUCAACUUCUCCUCCAGCUGGGCCGACGGCCUGGCCUUCAACGCACUCAUCCAUAGCCACAGGUAUCUAUAACACUCAUCCACAGCCACAGGUAGGAGGAUACUCCUCCAUAACACUCAUCCAUAACUGGCCUUCAAUUCACUCAUCCAUAGCCACAGGUAUCUAUAACACUCAUCCACCGGUGUCUAUACCACUCAUCCACAGGUGUCUAUACCACUCAUCCACAGGUAUCUAUAAUGCUCAUCCAUAACUGGCCUUCAAUGCACUCAUCCACAGCCACAGGUGUCUAUAACCCUCAUCCAUAACUGGCCUUCAAUGCACUCAUCCACAGCCACAGGUAUCUAUAACACUCAUCCACAGCCACAGGUCAGAGACACUCAUCCUUAACACUCAUCCACAGCCACAGGUCAGAGACACUCAUCCAUAACACACAGCCACAGGUCAGAGACACUCAUCCAUAACACUCAUCCACAGCCACAGGUCAGAGACACUCAUCCACAGCCACAGGUCAGAGACACUCAUCCAUAACACACAGCCACAGGACAGAGACACUCAUCCAUAACACUCAUCCACAGCCACAGGUCAGAGACACUCAUCCAUAACACUCAUCCACAGCCACAGGUCAGAGACACUCAUCCUUAACACUCAUCCACAGCCACAUUUCAGAGACACUCAUCCUUAACACUCAUCCACAGCCACAGGUCAGAGACACUCAUCCAUAACACUCAUCCACAGCCACAGGUCAGAAACACUCAUCCUUAACUCUCAUCCACAGCCUGUGGGGAAUUGUGAAUUUGCUCAAGGUGUAGAAAAUAAGAUAAGUUGAACAACUGCACUAUUUAAGGUUUAAUAGACAGUAGACAGACAUAUUGGGAGACAGACGCGUUCCUCUGAGAGGUU
Molecule: messenger RNA, 1299 nt
Organism: Salvelinus fontinalis (brook trout)
Lineage: Eukaryota; Metazoa; Chordata; Actinopteri; Salmoniformes; Salmonidae
Product: utrophin-like
Exons: 4
Coding region: 1-471 (156 amino acids)
Biological process (GO): synaptic signaling
Cellular component (GO): plasma membrane
Molecular function (GO): protein binding
Source: RefSeq, a predicted model, not a curated record